Schistocerca nitens (vagrant locust) is the source of this 579-nucleotide messenger RNA. Its product is annotated as trypsin-like. The record is from RefSeq and is a predicted model, not a curated record. Gene Ontology annotation, molecular function: serine-type endopeptidase activity. Gene Ontology annotation, biological process: proteolysis. NCBI's taxonomy places the organism in Eukaryota, Metazoa, Arthropoda, Insecta, Orthoptera, Acrididae. The coding region runs from base 1 to 579 and encodes 192 amino acids. The transcript has 6 exons.
AUGCUGAGGUGGACGUCGCUUCUGCUUCUGGCGGCGGUGGCCGCGAACCGCGUCACGGGUGCCCCGACGACGCAGGCGGUGUCGCCACUGAAUGGAAGAAUAGUUAACGGCGAGCCAGCUGAACGAGGCGAAUUCACGUCACAGCUGUCCCUGCAGAAAAACGGCGCCCACUGGUGCGGUGCGUCCAUCAUCGGCGACUACUGGGCCAUCACUGCAGCUCACUGUGUGGACUCUGUUGGCAGCUACGACGUUUUGGAGGUGCGAGCGGGCGUCACCAAUCUGAAGGAGGAAGGAUCACUGCACGCGGUUGACGUCAUCACCGUUCAUCCACAGUACGAUCCGUCUGACUCUUGGGUCAACGAUAUUGCCUUACUUAAAGUAUCACCAGCCUUUCCAAUUGAUGGGGUCACGGUGGCGCCAGUACAGCUACCAGCGCAGGGGGAGGAGGUUCCAGAUGGCGCCAACGUCACAGUGAUCGGAUGGGGAAAUCUCUGGGGUGAUUCCGGCGGUCCAGUGCUGCACGGGGGCGUGCUGCAGGGUCUGACGUCAUGGGGGUACGAGUGCGCCACGCCGCCCUAG